This is a messenger RNA of Seminavis robusta, 2701 nucleotides long. NCBI's taxonomy places the organism in Eukaryota, Bacillariophyta, Bacillariophyceae, Naviculales, Naviculaceae. The record is from the annotation of a GenBank genome assembly.
CCUUCCAAUGAAAUGACGCUGGAGGUUGAGAUGGUGAGAAUUCUAGAAUUCCAUUCUUAGGGUUCAGGCUUCUGGCUCCUGCCUUUCCAAAACCCAACAGGCCCACCACACUCAUCACUCUUCCUCGGGUUGCCUUCUUCAUGGAAAGUGGCGCCCCUAGUACCCCGCUCACAAGCCAUCAUCAGCCAAAGCCACCCUGACGAAUUCUGUUUACUACUGUAAAAUCCUACAAACCUGGGAUCCUCUUUGGUAUCCAUACAUCGGUACAACGUAACGAAUGUCAACAGCCAUGGCAUUAUGAGUGGUAGAUACUAUUGCGAGAACAGUUGCAGUGAAAAUGCCAACGCCGUGGAUUCCCAGGCUGCGAGCAGCAUGGAGGAGUCGUUAGACUCGUUGCUGCCACCUGUAGAGUGCAAUACGUCGAGUGCAGCGAUUGUAGAGAAACAAACUCCUCACAGCGACGACAAGCUCAAAGCCAAGGCAAAGACUACUUUGGAAUCACCAUUGGAUGUCACCUUGCCGAUGCCCCUGAUGCCAGCGCCCAUGCCCUUACCCUCGGCACGGCAACCGACGGGACUGCCGGGGGCUUAUGCAGUGAGUACGGGUUUCGCUCGUCCCAUGGUGGAGGACAGCUCUAUUGGUGGUGAUACCGAAGCGGAACCGCAGGAUUCUCCUACUAGUAGCGAAUUGCCGCCACCACUGCAGGCAACCCUUGUAGUUGCCGCACAGCACCCCAGGACGCUCCAAGAUGCAUCGUGCCACGGAGCAGCGGUUCAGCUUGCCACAGCCGUUCGCGAUGAUGACGGCCAAAAGAGACGCACUAUUGCAGCUUUGUUUGCAUUGGCUGUGGUGGUCAUGCUGGCCAUUAUUUUAGCUCUUGUCUUGGGACUCCUAGGAAUAUUUGAUGGAAAUGAGGUAGAACCACCGCAGAUUGCUCUCGGGGGAAACAAUGAAAAUGCAAACGGCAGCCUUCCAACUCUCCAACGAAUCAAACAGGAAGGUAUCUUACGAUGUGAAUAUCGUCAUGUUCCCAAUAUCAUAGCGGAUAUUGCUGGAUUCAGCUACAGCCUUUGCCUUGCAGUGGCAGCCGCCAUCUUUGGACCAGAGACUGCUAAGGACAAGAUGGACUUUCAAGAAUACAAAAAUCGAAGCUCUCUGUUUGCACCGCUUGUGGAAGGGCAAGUGGACUUGUACAGUUCUUUUUACACACAUACCAUGGAACGCGAUGUACUCCAGACUCAAGUCAAGACUGGCUUGUCCUUUACCCCUCCUUGUCUACUAACAGGAAUGGUAAUUGCUGGUGAUCCCUUUCAUGUUGGCUGUGUAGAAGACAACUUCAGACAUCUCGAUGAGUGUCAGAGCUUGAAGAUUUGUGUUGGACAGGGCACAACCUAUACAAGUAUACUGGAAGCUUUCCUGCCAAGAAAAUUUAUUGUUGAAGUGGCAACUGUGGGCGAUAUUGAAAAUGUGUUUUUCAAUGCUGCCUGCAAUGUCAUUGCUACGGGAAGUUUCGUUGCCUUGAGUGCAGAGGAGAUGGCAGCUGCUGGAUAUAAUGGGAGCUAUGUGCUGAGUGAACGCUACUUUUCCAAAGAGCCUAUGGGCCUUGUUACCAGAGAAGACGAUCCAAAAUUCUCAGCCUUUGUGGCUGCCAUUGUGGAUUCCCUCAAUGUGGCAGAGCUACACAACAUCACUCAGGCAUCUGCACACUUGUUUCCUACAACGCAAGUCUUUGGCAUUGAGUAUCAAUACAUGUUUCAAAAUGUCAUUGCUGCUGUGGGAAACUAUGGUGAGAUCUACAAUCGCCAUUUGGCCAGAGGUAUUCCUCGGGCCACAAUCAACCAGAUCAAUCAAGGAACCACAGGAUUACUCUUUGCACACCCAUUUGGUGCAAUUGGGGAGAAUGCGAGAGAGGAAGACACUAUUCCACUGGGUGAUGAUCUCCAAUCAAUUGUGGAUAGAGGGAGUGUUCGCUGUGGCAUUAGUGCCAAUGCAAAAAGGGCUGGUUUUGCUUCCAAACUGAAUACUAGCAAUGUUUCAUCUGUGGCUUACAAGGGAUUUGAGAUUGAUCUCUGCAGAGCUCUAUCCACUUCAUUGUUUCAAGGUGGGCCCAACAAUAUACAGUUCAUAGAGGUGAAGGAACCCCAAGAUGGCUUUGCUCUCCUGGCAAGUGGUGCAAUAGAUGUUUUGGCUGGAGUGACAAGCAGUCUUCAGAACCGUGUCAAGGAACCAAUGACGGGACUAGGCUAUUCCUUUUCUGUGCCCUACUUUUAUGAUGGUUCUGCAAACAACAACAACAGCAAUCUCUGCAUGGCCACCAAUCAAGAUGCCCAUGACUGGUCUGCAUGGGUGCACUGGAUUGUCACUGCUUUAAUCUUUGCGGAGGAGCAUGAUAUUGGUCAAGAAACAUCCUACAGGAUGCCGGAGGUCCUCCUGUUUGGUAACCAGUACAAGCGGAUGUUUCGAGAUACCAUUUUGGAAGUGGGGAGCUAUGGCGAUAUAUUCAAUCGAAACUUGAGGCCGUCAACAUUCCGCGCACUGGCCAGAACAUGCUCAAUCUAAACUCCAACCAAGGACCCCAACGCUAUGCACCUCCAGGGUUUAUCUAACUAAAGAAAUGGCCGCUGAGUCUAACAGGUGUAAAGGGGUUAGAGCACGUAGGGUAGUUAUCUAAUUUAGUAACUUUUAGGGGGUUACUAGUAUG